CCUCUUAUUGAUAGAAUAAAAGAGAGUAAAAUUUGAUAAUCUGCAACUCUCACGACAUUGCCAAUGGAGUCCAAUCUUGAAACAUUAAUCCCAAGAAGCAGCCUCCCGGUGCCCUAUGUUCAGGACCUGGCAAAGAAAUCGUUGGCUACAGUUCCAUCUAGGUAUGUAAGACCUGAUCAGGACCCUCCGUUUCGAUCCGAUUCUUCUUCGCCCGGUCAGGUUCCGAUCAUCGACAUGAACAAAUUGCUUUCAGAAGAAUCCGAGCUCGAUAAAUUUCAUAAUGCUUGCAAAGAUUGGGGGUUCUUUCAGUUGAUUAACCAUGGAGUUAGUGAGUCAUUGGUGGAGACAAUGAAAGCAGAAGCUACAAAUUUUUUUAAUCUUCCGACGGAUGAGAAAAAGAAAUUUGCAAGUAAAAAAGGAGAAGUUGAAGGGUAUGGUCAAUUAUGUGUUCUCUCCGAAGAACAAAAGCUUGAUUGGUGUGAUCUCUUAAGCCUCACCACUAUCCCCGUCCAUUUGCGAAAGGACUAUUUGUUACCAAAAUUCCCUCUUCCAUUAAGAAAUGCCCUUGAAGCUUACUCGAAAGAAAUGGAAAAUCUUGGCAUGAAAAUAAUAAAUGUAAUGGCAAAAUCUCUAAGUAUAAAACCUAGUGAUGAUAUGGUGAGACUAUUUGAACCAGAAGGGUGGCAGGCAAUGAGAUUGAAUUAUUAUCCUCCAUGUCCAGAACCUGAGCUUGUAAUGGGUCUUUCUCCUCAUUCAGAUGGCAGUGGAGUCACCAUUCUUCUGCAAGUCAAUGAAACCGACGGACUCCAGGUUAAGAAGGACGGAAAUUGGAUCCCGAUUCAAUCCGCCGAUAAUGCUUUUAUUAUCAACAUCGGAGACAUGCUUGAGGUUAUGUCGAAUGGAAUUUAUUCAAGUAUAGAGCAUAGAGCAGUAAUUGACUCAGUAAAAGAGAGAAUUUCGAUUGCAACAUUUUGUAGCCCAAGAUUGGAUUUUCAUAAUGCUUGCAAAGAUUGGGGGUUCUUUCAGUUGGUUAACCAUGGAGUUAGUGAGUCAUUGGUGGAGAAAAUGAAAGUAGAAGCUAAAAAUUUAUUUAAUCUUCCGAGUGAUGAGAAAAGAAAAUUUGCUAGCAUAAAAGGAGAAGUUGAAGGGUAUGGUCAAUUAUUUGUUGUCUCCGAAGAACAAAAACUUGAUUGGUGUGAUCUCUUAAGCCUCACCCUAAUCCCUAUCCAUUCGAGGAAGGACUAUUUGUUACCAAACUUCCCUCUUCCAUUAAGAAAUGCCCUUGAAGCUUACUCGAAAGAAAUGGAAAAUCUUAGCAAGAAAAUAUUUAAUUUAAUGACAAAAUCUCUAAAAAUAGAGCCUAGUGAUGAUCUGGUGAGACUAUUUGAACCAGAAGGAUGGCAAGUAAUGAGAUUGAGUUACUAUCCUCCAUGUCCACAGCCUGAACUUGUAAUGGGCCUUUCUCCUCAUUCAGAUGGCAGUGGAGUCACCAUCCUUCUGCAAGUCAAUGAAAUCGACGGACUUCAGGUUAAGAAGGACGGAAAUUGGGUUCUGAUUCAACCCGUCGCUAAUGCUUUUAUCAUUAAUAUCGGAGACAUGCUUGAGGUUAUAUCGAAUGGAAUUUAUCCAAGUAUAGAGCAUAGAGCAGUAGUUAACUCAGUGAAAGAGAGAAUUUCAAUUUCCACGUUUUGUAGCCCAAGAUUGGAUGCAGAGAUCGGUCCGAUGCCGAGUCUGAUUACUCCCCAAACUGCACCAUUGUUCAAAAGAUUCGCAUAUGCAGACUACUUGAAAACCUUCUUUUCUCGUGAACUCGAUCGAAAAUCUCGACUUCAUAAGCUAAGGGUUUCUCAAAAUUGAAGGCAGAGAGCAAAAUAUAUAAUUUAAACGAUGUCACUUAUACUAGUGCAGAUUUAUUUGGUUUCAUGUCAGCACUCAUUUCUAAUUGUUUUAUAGUUGCACUUGCUUCAAUUUUAUGGUUA
Mercurialis annua (annual mercury) is the source of this 1979-nucleotide messenger RNA. RefSeq names its product protein SRG1-like. Bases 64 to 1857 code for a protein of 597 amino acids. Lineage: Eukaryota; Viridiplantae; Streptophyta; Magnoliopsida; Malpighiales; Euphorbiaceae. The record is from RefSeq and is a predicted model, not a curated record. The transcript has 8 exons.